Molecule: messenger RNA, 440 nt
Organism: Propithecus coquereli (Coquerel's sifaka)
Lineage: Eukaryota; Metazoa; Chordata; Mammalia; Primates; Indriidae
Gene: NDUFB3
Product: NADH dehydrogenase (ubiquinone) 1 beta subcomplex, 3, 12kDa
Exons: 2
Coding region: 6-308 (100 amino acids)
Biological process (GO): mitochondrial respiratory chain complex I assembly; electron transport chain
Cellular component (GO): mitochondrion
Source: RefSeq, a predicted model, not a curated record
UAGACAUGGCCCAUGGACAUGGACAUGAACAUGAACAUGGACAUAGUAAAAUGGAACUUCCAGAUUAUAAACAGUGGAAGAUAGAAGGGACACCAUUAGAAACUGUCCAACAGAAGCUGGCUGCUCGAGGGCUAAGAGAUCCAUGGGGCCGCAAUGAAGCUUGGAGAUACAUGGGUGGCUUUGCAAACAAUGUUUCCUUUGUUGGAGCAUUAUUAAAAGGAUUCAAAUGGGGAUUUGCUGCAUUUGUCGUAGCUGUAGGGGCUGAAUAUUUCCUGAAGUCCCUGAAUAAAGAUAAGAAGCAUCACUGAAGAUAAUACCUGGAAGUAUCUUAGUGGUUUCUUAACUCUCUUAUAAAAAUAAGAUUUCUUCACUGUAGCCUACUUGUGUCUGUGUUUGUCCCUUAAAGAAUAUAAGUAAGAUUUAAUAAAGAAAAGCAUAUA